Mya arenaria is the source of this 7709-nucleotide messenger RNA. Its product is annotated as receptor-type tyrosine-protein phosphatase S-like. The record is from RefSeq and is a predicted model, not a curated record. The coding region runs from base 290 to 4348 and encodes 1352 amino acids. The transcript is spliced from 33 exons. Gene Ontology annotation, biological process: protein dephosphorylation. NCBI's taxonomy places the organism in Eukaryota, Metazoa, Mollusca, Bivalvia, Myida, Myidae. Gene Ontology annotation, molecular function: protein tyrosine phosphatase activity.
GAUAAACAGCAUUGCCAUGAACAUAUUUUACAUAUAAAGAGGAAUUCAAAAUGAUGUUUAAGCAUAUUUAAGUGUUAAUAUCAUAGCAUAAAGAGAAGUAUCCAGUGAGGAGUCCAGUAAAGGAUGUUCAAAAAGGAAAUCUUCAGUAAAGUUUAGAAUAUUUCAGUAUAUUUUAACAAAGAAUAUUGAUGAGUUUAUAGGACUUUUGUAUUUGUGAGUGUCAUGAUCAAAGUUAUCAAGUUCCUGGUAGACUGCUGAUUUCAUUCAUUUUAACACCCUAAGACUGGCGAUGUACUCUGUGUUCUUUGCAUUGAUUGCCAUGAGUGUGCUUCGAGGUUCAUCGGAAACUGAGUUAGGUGAAUUAGUAACUGGCAAGGCACGGCAAUCAUACACUUACAAUAAAUGCACUGCGGACAAGGCGCAAGAUGGCAUAAAGAUAUUCUCCGAGAGUUCCUCAAAUUGUACCUGUAGUGUUACUUUAAACAACAAUGGAUAUGCUUACUGGGAAAUAGACUUGUCCGCAUAUCAUUUAAUAGAGCACAUAGCAGUGACCGGUCGCACAGAUCAUCAGCAAAGUCGAAACCUUGUUGCCUACAUUGGGUAUUUACAAAUGGGAUACAGGACCGGUACAAAGCUGAACGACCCAGAUAUGUCCAAAAUUGGCCUGGAUAUACACCUCGAUCCUCCCCGACUGGCGCGAUACAUCAACAUUAAGAAAUCGGAUAUCAUUGAUGUGAUGACGAUAUGUGAGGUUGAGGUAUUUAAAACAGAAUGCCCUUGUCAACAAUAUGGUGACAAAUGUGAACGGUACUGUCACUGUACUACUGCUACCUGCUGUGACAGUGUACAUGGGCAAUGUCAACAAUGUGAACCAGGACGGAUUCCACCGACAUGUGAAACAGAAUGCGAGAAGGGGACGUACGGUCAGUACUGCAGGCAAACAUGCAAUUUAAAUUGCUUGUACAACCACUGCGAUGCAGUGACUGGAUCUAAAUGCGUGGAGGGUUGCCAGCCUGGUUACAAUUCCUCGGCAAGUGAGGAUUGUUCUAACGAAUGCGAGAAGGGGACGUACGGUCAGGACUGCAGGCAAAAUUGCAAUUUAAAUUGCUUGUACAACCACUGCGAUGCAGUGACUGGAUCUAAAUGCGUUGAGGGUUGCCAGCCUGGUUAUGAUUCCUCGGCAAGCGAGGAUUGUUCUAAAGAAUGCCAAAGUGGUUUUUACGGUGACUGUAGCCAAAAGUGUGGGAACUGCAAAUUCCAGGCCUGUAACAAAGUAAACGGUCAUUGUGAAGGAGGAUGUGAUGUCGGAUUCACAGGAGAAAGAUGUCAACUUGCUUGUUCGAAAGGAACGUAUGGCGAUCACUGCUCCGGCACGUGUAGUUCGUUUUGUUAUAAUGACCGACAAUGCGAUCAUAUCACCGGUUUUUGCGGUAGAGGUUGUGUACCCGGGUAUGAUUAUAAUAUGGAUCCACAGUGCAAUUACCCAUGUAAAGAUGGAACAUAUGGCGCAAAUUGUACUCACAUUUGUGGACACUGUGGGAACGAAAAAGCAUGUGAAAAAAGGACCGGUCAAUGUACAAACGGAUGUGACUUAGGGUUUUCUGGAAGAAUGUGCAAAGAGCCUUGCGUGAACGGGUAUUUCGGAUACAACUGUUCUUCUCCGUGUCAUUGCAAUGGUUCCGAUUUCAAGUGUGAUACCCGCUAUGGAAAUUGCUCCAAUGGUUGUUCAUUCGGAUAUGGAGGAUUCAACUGCAGUAUAGAUUUGGAUAUCAUCUCAAGUGGCGCUGUAAACCCGCGUGCUAAUCAAUCAAGCCAGUAUGAGGAAUGCAACGCUAAAAAGGCUAUUGAUGGAUUGCUCUUCACUAGCGAUGCUGAAAUAUGCGGUACCUGCAGUGCCACUUCUGGAAAUGAGCCACCACAGUGGCAGCUUGAUUUAAGAAGAAAAGUCCUUAUACAAGGAUACAGAAUUUAUGGCCGAACGGGUGAUGAGGCAGGGCAAAGCAGCAAUUUCGAUGUCUACGUCUCAAACAGAUCAGCAGACAGGGAAUCCGUAGAACAUGUCGACUCAACUGCAAAUGAAGACGGAUAUACAAACAUAUUUUCGCUGCCAAGGAUCAUACAGUUUUUAACCUUAACUAGAAAACAAAGCAGUGUUUUGACAAUAUGCGAAGUAAAAUUAUACUAUGGAGAAUGCGAACUUGGCAAAUUUGGGGAGGGAUGCGUCCACGAUUGUCAUUGUGCAAAUGGAGAAAUGUGUGACGGUCUCACGGGUGAAUGUGCCUCACAGAUUUGUAAACGAGGGUGGACAGGAUCCUCAUGUAAUUUUCUCCUCAUCAAAGAUCAACAACCCUUUCCAUUCGGUGGAGUCGCUGGAGGGGCAGUCGGGGUUGUCUUUGGUGCCGCUGUCAUUGUUGGCUUAGGAUUUUUCUUCUACAGAAGGAGAACACGAACUCCGCAAACAACAAAAUCAAGUCAAACGUACGAAAACCCUGGGUUUGGUACACCAAAGCUGAACGUUUCAAACGCAUCGACGGAGAUUUCUGCUCAAAAUUCAGGAGUUGCACAUACAACGGACGAAGAUAACCAUUAUUAUGAGUUUGAAAAUUCCAUACCUGGUAUUCAGGUUCAGAAUCUUUGGGAUUACAUCAGAGACAACAAGAACAAAAAAUGCCAACACUUUUACGACGAGUUUGCGAAGCUACCCAUUGGACUGGUUUAUCAACACAAUGUGGCUGCAAGAGCAGAAUACAUAGGGAAGAACAGAUACAGGGAGAUGUACGCAUAUGACCACUCCCGCGUACCAUUACAGAAGGAAAGGGCUUCCGACUGUGAUUACAUUAAUGCGAGCUACAUAAACGGUUAUGGUAAAGUUCGAAAGUUUAUCGCUUCUCAAGGUCCAACCAAAAACAUGAUCGACGAUUUCUGGCGAAUGGUCUGGCAAGAAAAUGCUGAAAAGAUAGUCAUGCUUACUAACCUGGUUGAAAUGGCGACGGUAAAGUGCCUUCAAUACUGGCCAGAAAUAGACCAAACAUGCUCAUUCGGUGGAAUCGACAUAUCCGUCACUGGUGUUGAGGAGUUUAGAGAUUAUGAAAUAAGAACAAUAAUUACUAAAAAGGCCCAAAGUGAUUCCAGGCGAAUUCAACAGUAUCACUUUAAAGCCUGGCCAGACAAAGAUGUCCCUGACAAUGGAUGGUGUCUUGUUGAGUUUUUGAAUGCUGUCGAAACACAGUCGACAAAUGCACCAAUCAUAGUACACUGCAGUGCCGGUGUUGGUCGGACCGGCACGUUUAUUGCACUUGACAACCUCGUAGAUCAGGCACGGACUGAAAAAUGUGUUAGACCGUUGCAAAUGGUUGAAGCCCUGAGGCGCCAACGAGUCAACAUGGUUCAGACAAAGGAUCAGUAUGUAUACUUGCACGAAGCGCUUGCCGAAGCUCUGCUGAUGGGCACUGAUCACGUCUGGCAUAGACAGUUUGAAGAGGUCCAUCCCUUCAUGAUGGCAACAGAACCGGGAGAGAAACAAACGAGGAUGGUUAAACAGUUUCAGUUGACUGAACAAAGUCUUACAAAUGAAGCCCAGCAAAUGCAGAAUGGACCAGAAUAUGGAAACAUGGAAACAAUUCUUUCAGAAAUUGACGCAUAUCGCCCGAAAUUAAAGAAACGAGGUUUAAAUUUUACACCAAAGCUCGGCGCAAUCCUGUUGCCAAGCUUUUCCCUGAAGAACACGUUAUUGCUGUGUAAAUCACCAUGUGAAGAGCAGCUGGAAGAGUUUUGGUCCAUUGUUGAGGAGCAGCACGUGAUCACCAUCAUAAUGCUUACCUCUACAUCCUGCCGGGCACACAAGACAUGUGUGUACAUGGGCGGAAAUGGAGAUCGAAAAGUUGGACGAUAUUCCGUUAACUUCAUACAAGAACGGAAAAACAAAACGUUCAAUGAAAGGAGCUUUUCGUUUCGGGACGACAACAAUGAGGACGAAGAUUAUCUUACAACAGUAAAACAGUUUCAAUUCACCGCUUGGACUGAAAACGAAACACUUCCACCAAUGCAGAACAUGUUAGACUGCCUCGAUGCUGUAAGAAAAUGGCAGCCGCAUCUAGCCGAAAACAGACCUGUUUUGAUUCACUGCGUGACGGGGCAUGAACGAAGUGGAUUGAUCGCAGUACUUCUAAAUGAGCUUCAUCGCAUGGAAAAGACACGAGGUCAGAUAAACAUCGUGGAGUCUGUAAAGACAAUGAAACAGAGAAACAGGGACAUCAUACCCAAUAUUGUCCAAUAUAAAUUCAUUUACGAUUCACUUUUGGAACAUGUCCAGAACUCAACUGUAUAUGAGAACAUCAAAAGUGCUUGAAUAUCGCAAUGACCCUGGUACUGUGGUGUGCUGCGCUUAAAUAAUAAUUACCGUUGUAUAAGCAGUUAUCAUGCAUAACGAGACAGAUACUUUUUACGUUCUUACUUGAACAUUUGAAACGAGUGCGUGCUGAUGUUGAUGUUUUUAUUAUCAAUAAUCAGGCUUUUUUUCUAUUCUAGUUUUUAUUAUUUUUUAUUAGAUAUUACAAUGCAAAAUGUUUCUCGUGUGUAAUAGUGACGCAUUGUAUUUUUAUAUAUUUGUGUGUUUGGUUGCUAGCAUAGAAAUAUAUUUGGUGAUCAUUUAGUGUCAAGGAAACCGUAAACGUGUCUUGUUUAUAAACACGCAAAUGUGUAACACGCAAAUGUGUAAUACGUUUAUAUGUGUUAUACUUAUAAUGUUUAUUGUAUAUAGUUUGUAGCUAACUGCACAUGCCACAUAGCAUCAUAUAUAGGUGAAGUACGUUAUUUGGUAUACUAUAAAUAUACCACUCAUAAAAGCUACUGAAACAAAUUUCCUUUAGGUGCACUUCUAGUACUUUAGAAACAUAAGUACUCUGAAAUGAAAUGACAUGUUGUAGCGUUCACUGGCCUUUAGAUUGUUAAAAACGUUUGUUAAUACAUUGCACUAGAGAUUUAACUGUUGUAUUGAAAUGUACAUAAUGAAAACUUUGUUAUUGUUACUGGCCGCAUGUAUACUCGUAAGUGUUCAUGAUAAAUUCGAUUGUCCUGCAAAUAUUCAUCACUUUAUCAACGAAAUCCCAAAGCAUGUUGUGUUUCAUGUUGUAUAUAUUCUUUGUAAUAAUAAACUAGAAAUACUUAUGUAGGUCGGAGACCAAUAAAUUUAUUUCCUAUAUAUUCUGAAGUAAAAUGACCAAUUUGCACGAAAAAUGAUUUAAAGCGUUUCAUGUCACAACCAAACGACCUACGAUCCAUGUUUGGAGUCGGCUUCGCAAGUGCUAAAGGUUUAACUAUCAAGUAACCAUAAUCACUCUUUAACAAUAUGCAUAAAAGGUAAAAAGGCAUAUCAUAACUGCUAUAAAAGUUUUCAUUGUAAGCAUUCAAAACUGCUAUGAUUACAAGGAUCAUAAAAUAACGUUGUUUCAUUGAAUUAAAAUCACAUCAACCAUCAAUCUGAUCGUUAAUUACAAGCCUUUGUCUCUAAUAAAACGACUUUGGAAAGAACAAUACUGUAUAUAAUUAUAAUGCUUAUGUUCAUAUCACAGAAUACACUAUACUGUAAGGGUAAUUGACAGGAAUCGUUUUCGGAUUUUAUUAUCGCUUACACAAAGUUGCUUCACCGUAUAAGCUUAACAAUAAUAGGCUGUUGUUCAGAUAUGGUCGUUAUGUUUAUAAUAAAACCAUUGCUCAUGGCUGUAAUUUAUUUCAUCGUUCUAAAAACAACAGAUCGUGGUCACUGGGUUCCAUCGACAAAGCAUGCAAAGCGGGGUUUUGGAAGUUUUUCAUUGAUUAUUUAGUGACAUGUAUAAACUAUAAUAUAUCAAGUCAUAAACGGUAAUUAGAGAAAAGCACACUGAGAUACGGUGUAAAGAAUUGUUUUGCUUUUGCUAUGAAUUUGUUUUAACAUGAUCGGCUGAAAUUUGUUUAGAACUUUUGAACUUCGAUGUACUAAUCGGUUUGUCAUUUUAUCGAUUUUGAUUAGUGUUAUCACUUUCGUAAUGGAGACCAUCAAGACAUGCAAAUCAUAUAUCUACAAAUACAAAUGCCAACCCAUCUGAGACUAUUGGUUGGGUUGCUUUCCUUUUACUGAUUGGCAAGACGUAUUGGAUGUUGCAUAACAAUUUCUGAAAGCUACAUGGUAAAAUCCCAUAUAAGCUUAGCAUCCAUUAUCUAGUAAAUACCAUAUUCCAGCAAUUCAAUGAUAUAUUCAGAAGUAAUAUCCUUCAGGGUUAAAAGUCCAUGAAACCGCGCGGUCAGUGCGGACAAGUAUUUUGUCGCAUUCUUUCGUUAUUGAUUUUCAGUAUUUCUACGCCAACGCUUUAAAAUAUUUGAAAUUGUGCGUUCACUAAUGUUUUUUACAUUAGUAUUUUGUGUGGGCAAAUGACAAUCGGUUCUUUUUUUAUUUUGUGUUCAUUGAUUUUACAUGGGUCGAUUCUGACGAAUGCACCAAAUAAUAGUUCCAUACAGUAUAUUUCAGCUAGUCUAUUUUUCCACCAAAUUUGUGUCAGCAGUAAAAUAUAGCAUAUAAACGUGGGCAAAUGAAAAUUGAAAAAAACACAUACAUUUUUUUUUUCAUUUUACGUUGACCGAUUCUGACAACUAAAAUCAAACAAGGACGUGAGAUGUCCUUUUUCAAUAUUUAAAGCUUAAGCUUGUUCUGUAUAUUUAUAUAAUUAAAGCUAUUCUACCCUUGAAACUAUACCAAAAUAAUAUUCGGCACAACCAACAGUACAAUUUAAGGAAUGUUGGUUUAUUUCUAGAGUGAAGGUGCAUAUGAGUUUACGAAUUCUCCGUUAUGUUCGAAUGAUUUUUAUUUCAUGUAGAACAGUUUUAAUUGUUCAGCAUUUUUCAAAGUUAAAUUUUGUCCUUUGUAUUUAUUUGAGUAGCAAAAUACUGUAAACUGUUGGACAAAACUAUGUCGAUAUGAUGUACGCGUGUAUUUCAUCUUAGAGGCUGUCUACACCAGCAAUUGGAUAAAAAUGAUUUUCUUUAUGAUCUGGUCAACGUUGUCCGAAAUGUUAAUCAAUUGGUCGAUAUAACGUUUUAGAUAAGUAUCGAGCAAUCAACUCAUUGAUAAAUAUAGUUGCCAAAAGAUAAACUGUAGACAACAAAUAUUCAUACAACUGCAACCAAUUGAAUAGAUGUGGGAUAAGCUGUCCACAUAUUUUCUUAUGGCCAAUAGGUUAUGUAUGCGGAGAACUUUGAACCAAACCAAAAAGAUAACCGAUUUUAUCAAAUUGGCUGAUGGUUACUGUAAGUGAUGUUUGAACUAUUUUUCGUGAACAGUAAGACAGAUCAUCAUUUAAGGGUAAACUCAACGAGUAAAACGCCAAAUGUAGUAUACACAUUGUUUUCGGCCUUGAUUGUUUUUGGUAUAAUACUGUCCUGCUUUGUUUUCCUUCUUAUCAUUGAGGCCAAACCUAUUUCGGAACAAUCAGCUGACGGUAUAGAAAUAGAGGGAUGCUGUUGACUAAUGUCUGACCAUAUAGAUAAAGAAGGAAAUUCUUACUAAAGAAAAAAAAGUAGUAGGAAGAGUUUAUUUAUAUUUCAUGGCGUACUAUUUGUUUGUUAAAUAUUAAUUUUAUAAUGAAACUUUAUUAAAGUGUAUUGUAGUUUAUAUUUUUAUAUUUUAUAAGAGCGUUAAGUUGCAAGCCAUAGUUUCAUAUAUUGCCGCCCUACAAUAA